Salvia miltiorrhiza (redroot sage) is the source of this 3341-nucleotide messenger RNA. Its product is annotated as putative late blight resistance protein homolog R1A-10. Gene Ontology annotation, molecular function: ADP binding. The record is from RefSeq and is a predicted model, not a curated record. Lineage: Eukaryota; Viridiplantae; Streptophyta; Magnoliopsida; Lamiales; Lamiaceae. The coding region runs from base 362 to 3010 and encodes 882 amino acids. The transcript is spliced from 3 exons. Gene Ontology annotation, biological process: defense response to other organism.
UAACACUAACAUUAUUUUGUUUUACAAAUGACACUAACACUAUAUCGAAAUGAUACUAACACUUGACAUUCGAGUAGGAUAAUUUAUUCGGGUCAGGAUUCGCGUCGGGUAUUCGGGUCACCAUCUAAGUGUACAUGAGAUUUUGUGUGUGUUAAAAUAGGAAAAGAUAGUUAAUUGAAGGAGAUAUUAAAAUGAAAAUAGGAAUACUAACUGUUGAAUGCAUAAAAAAAGUACUACUAGUACAAUGAACUUUCCCAAUACAAUAAUGAUCGUGCCCAAACCUCCCUACGUUAAGACGACCACAGUGUUGACUUGAACAGCGACACAUCUUUCUAUCUCUCUCUUCCAAACUCUCUCUGAGAUGGCGGAGGCGGCAGUGACAUUCUUGCUGGAGCAGCUGAAGGAGGUGGUGGUCGGGUACGCGGAUCUGAUCACCGGAGCGGAGAGGGAGUUCGAUCAGCUGAACCACGACCUUGAUUUACUCAAGGCGUUUCUGAAGGAGAUGGCGGAGAAGAAGAAGAAGGAUAAAAUGUUGAAAUUACUGGAGAGGCGGAUAAGGAAAGUGGUGUACGAGGUGGAAGACACCAUCGACACUUGCUUGACCAAGGCUAUUGAAGCCAAGGCCAGGAACUCCUUACGCCGCCGUAUUGGUAUCAAAAGUGUAAGCCUCGCCAAGGAGGUCAGGGCCGUUAGAGACGAAAAAGUGGUGCCAUUGUUUGAGGAUACCGGUAAGUUUGCUAACAUGGAGAAGAUUGCCCAUGGAGCCGGAGACGGGGCCGGAGAAGAACCACCUACUCACUCGUCAAAAAGGGAUAUACCAAUCAGGCAAAACAGAGUAGUAGGUUUUGAUGAGGAGGAAGCGACCAUAACUGGCUAUCUCAAAGAAAGAAGAGACAAGCUUGACGUUAUCUCCAUCGUGGGCAUACCGGGACAGGGAAAAACAACAUUGGCAUGGAAGAUAUACGAGAACGAGCCCAUUUGUUUCCAUUUCCCCAUCCGCAUUUGGGUUUACAUCUCUCAAGUAUUCAACAGCAGAGACGUGUUCCUCCAAAUUCUUAAGAAAUUCAUCCCCAGCCAAGACACAUCCAGCCUCAACGACGACGAGCUCGCUCAAACAGUUCGCGCGUGUUUGGAGAAAGAGAAGUUCUUGUUAGUCCUAGACGAUGUGUGGAGUAUUGAUGCAUGGGAAAAAAUCCAGGCGGUGCUGCCGUUACACAAUGGGGAGGGUAAAGUCCUCAUCACCAGCCGAGAGACAAAUGUCGGAGUGCAAUCUCAAGUUUACAGACCUCCCCACACAUUGAAGUUCCUAGAUGAUGAUGAGAGUUGGGAGCUUCUCCAAUAUGAGGUGUUUGGGGAUUUGAAUGUUUGCCCGACAAAUUUGAAAGGCAUUGGAGAACAAAUAGCCAUGAAGUGUGAUGGAGUGCCACUGACCAUAGUUGUGAUCGGAGGUAUUCUUAAGGACCAACUCACGAAAUCUCGAUCCGCGGCUGUCAGCGAGUGGGAGUUGACGGCAAAAAGUGUGAGCGAGGCCUUACAGAAUAAGGCGAAGCGCAUAACAGAAGUUGUGGAAUUGAGCUACGACAGAUUGCCCGAUGACUUGAGAGAGUGCUUUAUUUUCUUGGGUGUAUUUCCAGAAGAUUACGAGAUUCCCGCUAAGAUGUUGUGUGGGCUGUGGAUUUCUGAAGGAUUUGUACUGCAGAGAAAAGGAAGAAGCAUCGAGGAAUGCGCAGAGGAGAAUAUGGAUGAUCUCAUCAGCAGGAACUUGUUGAAAGUCGGAAAAACUAAUCACAUGGGAAAAGUGAAAACAUGCCGUGUUCAUGAUAUGAUACGUACAUUCUGCAUAUCCAUAAGUGAGGAGGAGAAUUUAUGUCAAGAGGUUAAAAGAUCAGCAAAAACAGGAGAACUUGAACCUUCAGCUUCUCAGCUACAAGAGUCUCAUCGUCUUUGUUUCCGCUCGGAUUUGUCUAAGUUCCUGUCUGAAAACCCAUCUGGUCCGCAUGUUCGUUCGUUUAUGUGUUUCUACGAGAGGCCUGUUGAGUUGGAGUCAGAACACAUAGCAGUUAUACCAGACGGCUUCAAAAAGCUUAGGAUUCUGGAGUCCAAGUGCAUCAAAUUGGACCAAUUUCCAUCAAAGGUCACCAAGCUAGUUCAUCUUAGAUACCUCACCCUAUAUAUUGAGACUCUGAAAAUUCUGCCAGAGCCAAUCACCCAGCUAUGGAACCUACAAUCUCUUGUAGUGGAGACCAAGUCUCGUUCCAUCACAAUGAAAGCAAAUAUGUGGAGAAUGGUGCGGCUGAGGUAUCUCAAGACAAGGGCUGCUAUUCUCCUAGACAGUAGUAAAUGGGAAGGCGAUGCAGGGCAGAACCUUCAUACGUUGAAUAGAUUGGCCCCCGAAUCUUGCACGGAUGCCGUCUCCAGAAAGGCCAAAAACCUCAAGACCUUGGGGAUCUCUGGGAAACUGGCCACUGUUUUUGAAAAUAACUUCCUAGAAAAAUUGCUUCAUCUUGAAAAGUUGAAGCUUCAUGAACAUACAUCUGAAGAUAUGCUGCCUGAACUUCCCCCACGGAAUUGUUUCCCACGAAAGCUCAAGAGGCUGACAUUAACGAAUACAUCCCUCGAGUGGAAGCAUAUGUCCACGUUGGCAAUGAUCAAGAGCCUGGAGGUCCUUAAGUUGAAAGAGAAUGCAUUCGUUGGAGUGUCGUGGAAUCUUGGAGGUGACAACUUUCCGAAUCUCGAACUCCUGCUGAUUGUGCAAGCAGAUUUAGUUCUUUGGGAGGCCACGCCCGAGUCUUUUCCUAAGCUCAGGUUUCUUGUGGUUAAGAACUGUGAAAACCUCAAAGCAAUUCCAGAGUGUCUGGGAACAUAUCUUGAGAAAUUGGAAAUAGAGCGCGUUCGCCGUUCUGCAGUUCAGUCUGCAAAGAAAAUUGAAAAGCAGCAGAUGGGGCGACCCACCGGCAGAUUUGCGGUUCAACUCAAUCUCGUCCUAGGUCCUGCGUGUGAUACCAAGUGAUCCAACAUUUAUGAGGAGAACACUUCAAAUAAUACCGCCAGAUCAAGUUCAUCAAUACGGAUGUUCAGCUGGUGUGGUUGAUCUUUGUACUUCAUUCAAAUAAAUUCGUUUUCAUUUGUUCAAGAUGAAAAACUUUGAUAUUUCUCUUACAUUUUCGUUUUUAAACUUUGCGCUUCUAUGUUGUGGAGCCUUUUGAAUGUUUCGAAGAAUGGACGUAGUUGUCCGUGGAUGCGAAUCUUUGAGAUUCGCGGAGAAUACGCCAAACCCUGGAUAUUUGAAUUGACCCCAUGUUCGAUUUGAUGAAUUUGUUGAGUGAUUUGGUCAUUAUUCA